AUUUACACGUCUUCCUUCAUAAACCCCACACCUAGCAACCAUGGCCCUUCGCGCAUUCGGCAGCCUUGCCCUCGGCAACCUGGGUCUGCAGGCCCAGGUCAUGCAGUUUGCUGGCGCGACCGCUAUGCGCGCCUACGCUACUGUCGAGAAGGGCUACAAGUAUGCUGCUUCGCACGAGUGGGCCAAGGUCGACGGCGACGUUGCGACCGUGGGCAUUUCGGACCACGCUCAGGGCGAGCUGGGUGAUGUGGUGUACGUGGAGCUGCCCGAUGUGGGCAAGGCGGUGAAGAAGGGCGAGACCUUUGGCGUAGUUGAGUCCGUGAAGGCCGCCAGCGACGUGUACUCGCCCAUCAGCGGCGAGGUCGUGGAGGUCAACUCCCUGCUGGUCGACAAGCCCGGCACGGUGAACUCCUCGCCUUUCAAGGAGGGCUGGAUCAUCAAGGUGAAGCUGUCCAACAAGGGCGAGCUCUCCAGCCUGCUGGACUCGGACGCCUACGCCAAGGAAUGCGAGAAGCACUAAUAAGCUUGCUUUGAAUGAAGCUUGGCAUAUUCAGCCUCUGCACUAGCAGCGCGCCACGUUUCGCAUCUGGCACUGCCCCAGUAUGCGCUUCGCCCUAGAAGGGGGAAAUUUGGGCACCUUGCGGGCAUGAACGGACGAUGAUUAGCUUGACGGUGUACUGCUCGCGUGGCAGCUUUCUGUGCCGAGGACGUGUUUUGGCUGUUGACAUCAUUGUUGCAACGGCCAUCGUGAUGUACGAGGCACCAGCUUGUUGGGGCCGUUCUUUGGUGUGACUCCUCUCUUUGUACCCGCGGCAUCAGUCUGUAGUUGAAGCCUCAAAUUGUGCGCGUGAUGAAAGUAGCUAGAUCGGGUGUUGGUGUUGCACUCACGGCGCAGGAGAGCCAGGCGGCCAUAGCGCCGAUGGGGGACCUGCCGUCCUGCCGGGAGUUGCAUGGGCGCUGAUGGUGGUGCUCAUUGGCUUUCCUCGAGGCUUGAGCUUACAUGCGCUACAGCAGCAGUGAGGUUUGCCUUUCACCUGUUGACUGAUAUCUAAGCUUGAAAAUGAGCCAACAAGCUGCUGCUGUGUAAGUUGAACG
Chlamydomonas reinhardtii is the source of this 1095-nucleotide messenger RNA. RefSeq lists its product as uncharacterized. Bases 41 to 520 code for a protein of 159 amino acids. Lineage: Eukaryota; Viridiplantae; Chlorophyta; Chlorophyceae; Chlamydomonadales; Chlamydomonadaceae. The record is from RefSeq and is a predicted model, not a curated record. Gene Ontology annotation, cellular component: cytoplasm; glycine cleavage complex; mitochondrion. Gene Ontology annotation, biological process: protein lipoylation; glycine decarboxylation via glycine cleavage system. The transcript is spliced from 5 exons.